Aureobasidium namibiae CBS 147.97 is the source of this 1332-nucleotide messenger RNA. RefSeq names its product MFS transporter, MCP family, solute carrier family 16, member 10, variant. The transcript is spliced from 2 exons. Bases 1 to 1332 code for a protein of 443 amino acids. Gene Ontology annotation, molecular function: transmembrane transporter activity. Gene Ontology annotation, cellular component: fungal-type vacuole membrane. Lineage: Eukaryota; Fungi; Ascomycota; Dothideomycetes; Dothideales; Saccotheciaceae. The record is from RefSeq and is a predicted model, not a curated record. Gene Ontology annotation, biological process: transmembrane transport.
AUGACGACUGCUGCGACUUCUCACGAAUUGCAGGAUCUGAACAACGCGCUCUCCCGCUCGGAGAUUGGCGUUCACGAUGAGCACAAUUCGCCAGACCAAACGCUUCCUCCAGUCGACGGCGGUAUCCAAGCCUGGCGCGUCCUGUUGGCCGCAUUCAUGUUCGAAGCCAUCCUUUGGGGAUUUCCUCUUUCCUUUGGCAUCUUCCAAGAGUAUUACUCCAGCUUGCCAGAAUUCGAAGGCAGUCCGUAUAUCACCUACAUUGGAAGUAUAGCUACUGGUAUCGUCUACAUGGGCGCACCGUUGAUGGCACCUCUGGUGAAGAGGUUCCCGAUGUAUCAGAGACACAUGGUCGUUGCUGGUUGGAUCAUCUGUCUCGCAGGUAUGGUAGCAGGCAGUUUUGCAGACACCAUAGGAGCUUUAAUUGUUACGCAGGGUGUAAUGUACGGUGUUGGUUACCUUGUCAUCUUCUACCCUGUCGUUAGCAUGGUGAACCAAUGGUGGGUCGCUCGUAGAGGCCUAGCAUGGGGCAUCCUACUCGGCUCAUCCGGUGCUUCUGGGGUGGCAUAUCCAUUCAUCAUCGAAGCUCUGCUACAAAAGUACGGAUACAAGACGACGCUACGAGCCAUGGCGAUUGCGACGAUCGUCAUGACCGGUCCUCUACUUCCAUCAAUGAAGGGACGACUGCCCGCUUCCCACCGCAGCAGUCUUGCAAAGACGGACUGGAGCUUCAUCAGGAAACCUAUCUUCUGGUUGUAUAUCUUCUCUACGAUGUCACAGAGCUUGGGCUUUUAUCUACCAAGCUUGUAUCUGCCUUCUUACGUUGCGACGGCCGGUAUGCAAUCCAAGUUCGGCGCCACGCUGAUCGCGCUCAUGAAUGUGUCCUCGGUCUUAGGACAAUUCACGUAUGGCCACCUUUCUGACGCACGCUUUUCGCUUAACAACCUCUUGCUAUCAACCAUGCUGGUGUUGACUAUCGUUGCUCUAGCACUCUGGGGUUUGGCCACGUCGUUGGCUACACUGGUUGUCUUUGCAUUGAUCUAUGGUUUCUUUGCAUAUGCCUUUCUCGCUAUGAGAGUGAGAAUGGGUACGGCUGUAGCUUCUGAGCAGACUGAUACCAUGACCAUGUUCUGUCUUUUCUCUUUCGCGCAGGGCAUUGGUAAUGUCCUGGCUGGUCCCAUUAGUGGAGCACUCUUGAGCCCGGACAUUGACAUGCACGGGUAUGGACUGGGAAAGUACAAGGCUUUGGUUAUAUUCACCGGCUGCGCCAUGUUUGCGAACGCCGGAUUUUCUGCUCUAGCUUAUCUGGUGCCGAUGAAGCGUAACACUAGGUGA